GGACUUUUCUGUAACUUCUGUGAAAAUCAGUGAUUCCGGGUUUAAAUGUGAAACUAAAACACGCGACGUUUGUGUUUCUGCUGACGGUUUAUUAUUUAACAGUAAAUAAAAAGAUUAAUAAUCAUGUUUGUGCCGGUGGGAGAGCGCGCUAUGUGUUUUAAAGGCUUCACGUUAAUCACGCCCGCAGUGUCAGUGGGGAACGUGGCCCAGCUGUCUGCAGAUCUGAUCAUCUCCACACUGGACAUGGUGAGAGUUGGACAUUUCCACACAGACUGUCUGAUCCCUAUGGCAGGGAAUAAUCCCUACAGCAGGGGAGACGAGGACACGGCUGUGCUCAGUACUAAUGCUGAAGUUUAUUGCCGCACCGAUCUCCAGUUAGCUGUGCUGCAGAUCCGGACCCCCAUUUUACCGAUGAAGAUGAAGUCCUUCCGUAAGUUGCUGGUGUCCUGGAUUAAGGCGAGCGGAUUUUCCAGAACCGUGCUGCUGUCCAGCUGUCACGCUCACCAGCGAGAUGACCAGCAGCUCCUUGGCUCUCCUCUGAGGUACCUGCUCACUCAGGCUCUGCGGGGUGACACGGAGGGGACGGCGGAGAUGCUGCAGAGGCUGGGAUGGAGGGAGAUGGAGAGAGUGAGCGCUUUCCCUGGAGUUCCUGAUUCAGACAGACAGCGUCUCUACAUCCCAGGAGGAGGCGUCACUAAACCUCUCUAUAAUGACUGCUGCACUGAGAACAUUUCCAUGGUGGUUCUGCUACUGUUCUGCUCUGAGGGAGACAACGUCCCUGACGCCUUCACUCUGGUCAAUCACCUGAAUGACUGGCUCCACCUGCUGGACAAACCGGCUCAGGGUCCUGUUCUGUGGAGAACUCCGUCCUCCUGGAGGCUUCUGUUUGGAAGCGGUGUUCCUCCGCUGAUCUUCUGAACUCCACUGAGACUCGAGCGUGAAAUGUCACCGAGGUCUGGACCGUGUGGGUGUUUCUGAUCACACACACACACACACACAGUGACAGUCACAAUAUUCAGAACCCCGCUGUACCUAAGAAGUGUUGUGACUGUGACCCUAGUCUGUAACGUCUGAUUCUCAUUAAACAUGAUGCCUUUUCUGUAAUUGGAUUUUUAUUGCACAAGAUAAUGAUCUGAUUUCUGUCUGUUUAGAGAAGAGUGAAACAAAUGUCAAGGUUUUAUUUAUCUGAUUAAAGAUAUGAGAUCUCACUGAAAGUCUAAUAAACAUACCAUCAUCAUUUUGUUGAGGCCGAGCUCCGGAUUCUUAUUGGUCCAAAAGUAACGUUUCAACGACAACAACUGCUUCACGGUGAGGAAGGAGUCUCCAGUGUCAGUGCUUUGUCUCAACCGAGUGAGUCAUGUGACCAGGAAACUCCGCCCACACCGUGUCCUAUUGGCUGGCACAAGUAAACUUUUACUCGGUGUUUCAGAUGUCUGUUUUAUCAACGGAGCUCAAGCGAGAGCUGUGAAUCCUGAAGGUUCCUGUGUGAAGAUCCAGAAGCUCUCCAGUACACCUGAAAAUAUCACUUUCGCACAGGAAGCUGUACCUCGUCAGAUAUGACGACAUUCACAUUUCUGUUUAAACCUUUAAACUCUCAAAUGAAGAGUCUGUAAAAAAAAAAAAAAAACAACGUAAUAGAGCUCGAAUAAACAGUGGCCUUAUUUUUCACGA
Messenger RNA from Tachysurus fulvidraco (yellow catfish), 1671 nucleotides. RefSeq names its product proteasome (prosome, macropain) assembly chaperone 2 (gene psmg2). The transcript has 7 exons. The record is from RefSeq and is a predicted model, not a curated record. Lineage: Eukaryota; Metazoa; Chordata; Actinopteri; Siluriformes; Bagridae. Bases 124 to 918 code for a protein of 264 amino acids. Gene Ontology annotation, biological process: proteasome assembly. Gene Ontology annotation, cellular component: nucleus; cytosol.